GUUCCGCAAAACGUCGAUUUGUUAUCCGCGAAGCAUCCGGAGCAAGCGUGUGCCGUUGUGAACUACAGGUGGUGCUGACGGCCGACUUAAAUAUCCCCUCCGCUACCCGGUCAGCCGAUCACAUCUCGUGUACAUUCGCACGAAUAGCGCGAUACGUUUUUCAUGUUUGGUGUUACCUCCCCCAAAUACAUCACCGAUAAAUGCAUUCCCAGACGAGGUGAACGCGGCUCACGUAGCCAUAAAGUGAGCGCGAUUCCGCGCAACGCUUCGCUGGGACGAGCUGGUCACUGUAGUCGGAGCAAGUUUCAUGACCUUCAACGUUUGUUGCUCCAAAUCGUGUUGACUUGCUGGUGAUAGGUGAUUUAAGUAUCCACUAUGCUGCGAAGGAAACAGCAAAGGCAUCGCCCCAUCGGGGAAGAUACUCGAAUCGCAGUGAACUUGACUAUAAAAAAAUUGUUGAGCAGCCCGGAUCAGAAGGAGCUGGAGUUUCCAUCGUCGUAUACAGCAGAGGAGCGGGCGUACAUCCAUGAAUUGGCUAGAGAGCUGGGCUUGAAGUCAAAAAGUCGAGGGAAAGGUACAAAUCGCUUCUUGACAGUAUACAAGAGAGAAGGUUCAACAAUAGUUCAAGCUGAUGCUGUGAUAAAAUUGCAAAAACAUUCGAAGCAGGGUAUAUAUAAUUUAAUGCAGACUUUUCCAUUAAAUCACAAAGAAUGCCAAGACUUGCUUCCUCCAAUUGAAAGAGAACGUCCUCUUAAUAAUGAUGUAAAUACAAAUACUAAGGCUAUGGGAAGGUUAAACAACAGCAUACCACAAGUUCCUCAAUUAAAAACUAAUUUUGAUGUGCUGCAGUUCCGCAAAUCUCUGCCAAUUUUUAACGCGAGGGAAGAAAUUCUUAGUGCAUUAAACAAUCAUCAAGUGAUCAUAAUAGCAGGUGAAACCGGAUGUGGUAAAACCACACAGGUGCCACAAUAUAUCUUGGAACACUAUCAACAGAAGCAUCAACCUUGUAGAAUUAUUUGCACACAGCCCAGGCGCUUGUCGGCAGUAUCCGUGGCCGAGAGAGUAGCGUUUGAAAGAGAUGAAAAAAUCGGCCAGACUUUUGGAUAUCAAAUAAGAUUGGAAAGUAGAGUUGCUCCUAAAACUCUUCUAACAUACUGCACGAAUGGAGUAUUGCUUAGGACUUUAAUGGGCGGCGAUUCCGCCUUAACUACGCUCACGCACAUCAUUGUUGACGAGGUUCACGAACGUGACAGAUUCUGUGACUUCCUUUUGAUAGCUUUGAAGGAUGCAUUAGUUAAAUAUCGUUCCUUGAAGCUGAUACUUAUGAGUGCCACGAUGGAUACUUCUAUCUUUGCCAAGUAUUUCAAUAAGUGCGUAGUUAUUAACGUUCCUGGUCGAUCAUACGACGUGGAUGUAUACUUUUUGGAAGAUAUUUUGAAAAUGACUGGUUACAUGACGAAGGAAAUGCUUGUAAAGAAGAAGGAGUUUUUAAAGUGGAAAGAUAAACAGAAGACUUUGGAAUCUUGGAAACAAUACAAACCUCAGCAUUCAAAUAAAAGUACCAAAAGCGAGAAGAGUUUAUUGCCUGCUCCAAUUUUAGCCCAGCAGAGCGAUCCUAUACCGGAGAAAAUUAAGCUAGAACCCUGGCUGAUAGAAGAAAUGGACAAAAGUAUUUUCGAUGCAUGGGUAAAUGGUAGAGAGGAUAAUUUUGCGCAGCUUUUACAUUUUAUAUUAUCGGAAAACGUUUCUGUAGAUUAUCAGCAUUCAGAGACUUUUAUAACACCGUUGAUGGCUGCCGCAGCUAGAGGUUGCAUAAACACAACUGAGCAACUUCUAAAUCUAGGUGCGAAUCUCAAUUUGAGGUCUGCUAAUGAUUGGACCGCGUUAGACUGGGCAAAGAGUAGGAAUCAUACCGAAUGCGCUGAAUUAAUCGAAGCUUAUAUGAAAACUUAUGAUUGUGCGGUACCAAAUAACGAACUAGCGCAGGUCACGGAGACGUCACUCUCUGAAGAAGAUAAAUUAUUACUUGAUAUAUAUCAUCAUACAUUCAAUGAUGAUAAUAUCGAUUAUGAUCUAUUGUUAGAAUUGGUCUUUUACAUCCAUUUAAAAAUGCCUACCGGCUCUAUUUUGAUAUUUUUACCGGGAUACGACGACAUAGUUACAAUGAAAGAAAAGAUAAAUUCGGAAGACAAGAAGAUGAAUCAAGGUUUACGCUACAAUUUAUUUGUUCUUCACUCAAAUAUGCAGACUUGCGAUCAGAAGAAGGUGUUUAAACCUAGUCCUCAGGGCACGCGAAAGAUUAUCCUUUCCACGAAUAUAUCAGAGACUAGUAUUACGAUUGACGAUGUCGUGUACGUCAUUGAUUCUGGAAAAGUUAAAGAAAAGUCUUUCGAUGCCAUAUCAAGUGUUUGUACAUUGACUUCAAACUGGAUAUCUCAAGCUUGUGCAAAGCAACGGAAAGGUCGAGCAGGUAGAUGCAGGAGAGGAAUCUGCUAUCGUUUGUUCUCUUCGAUCCGAUACAGUAAUAUGCAGGCUUAUCAAACACCUGAAAUUCUACGAUUACCGCUGCAAGAACUCUGUUUAUACACGAAACAUUUAACAUCGGGAAAUACACCUAUAGCUGAAUUUCUGGAUAAAGCUUUGGAGCCGCCAUCUAACGUAGUGACCAGGAAUGCAGUACAAUUAUUAAAGACAAUUGAUGCAUUAGAUCCGUGGGAAGAUUUAACUGAAUUAGGCAGUCAUUUAUUAGAUUUGCCAAUUGAACCAAGACUCGGGAAGAUGCUGUUAUAUGCUGUUGUCCUCAAAUGUUUGGAUCCCAUUUUAACGAUUGUUUGUAGUUUAGCAUACAAAGAUCCUUUUAUAUUACCAUCACAACCGUCGCAAAAGAGAGCUUUGACCGCGGCACGAAAAAAAUUUGCCACCGCAACGUAUUCGGAUCAUAUGGUAGUCCUUCGAGCGUUCCAAGGCUGGCAGAACGCCAGAGCAACCGGCAAGGAACGUGCUUUUUGCGAGAAAAAUUUCAUCUCCGCUCCCGUAAUGGAGAUGGUAGUUGGAAUGCGUACUCAACUUCUCGGUCAGUUGCGCGCGUCUGGCUUUGUCAGAGCCAGAAGUCCCGGGGAUAUUCGAGACUUAAAUUCAAAUUCGGAAAAUUGGGCUGUCGUGAAAGCGGCUCUGACCGCGGGCUUGUAUCCCAACUUAAUUCGAGUUGAUCGGGAGCACAUGCAGCUACGGACACAGAAAGAGGUCAAAGUAUUCUUUCAUCCCUCGUCAACGUUAAGAGAUUAUCCAAAGUCUUCGAGAAUGACGUCCGCGCAAACGCAUUGCACCAAUGUGCAAUCCUUACCGUGCGACUGGCUGCUUUAUGAGGAAAUGAGUCGUACAGGACGUUUCUGUCAUGUGAAAAUCGUUACAGCCGUAAAUCCAUUAACUGUAGCAUUAUUUAGUGGACCAGCUAGAUUACCAAUGGAUGUAAUCUACGAAGCUGAAGCUGUACCGGAAAGCGAAUCGGAUUCAGAGGUUGAUGAAUUUCAUGAAGGAACUAUUUUUAAACUUGAUGAUUGGGUGGUGUUUAAACUUGAUCCUGAAGCAGCUCAACUGUUUUUACAUUUGCGACAGAAGUGGAACGCCUUGUUCCUCAGACGUAUGAAAGCACCAAACAAGGCAAUGUCGGCAUUGGAUGAAAAAGUUAUUAACACUUUGGUAACUGUAAUCACGAAUGAGGAACAAGCGUGUGGCCUCCAGCAGCCCGCUGGCAUCGGCCAACGUCCGCGUCCGUUAAUUGUCGAUUAUUACCCUGCAAAUGUUAGAAGAGAUGAUUAUUCGGAAAGAUAUUUCUAAAGCAAGAAGAGGAAAUGUAGUUCGUUGUG
Molecule: messenger RNA, 3866 nt
Organism: Atta colombica
Lineage: Eukaryota; Metazoa; Arthropoda; Insecta; Hymenoptera; Formicidae
Product: probable ATP-dependent RNA helicase YTHDC2
Exons: 8
Coding region: 376-3837 (1153 amino acids)
Cellular component (GO): intracellular anatomical structure
Molecular function (GO): RNA binding; ATP binding; protein binding
Source: RefSeq, a predicted model, not a curated record